Elephantulus edwardii (Cape elephant shrew) is the source of this 1691-nucleotide messenger RNA. It is a transcript of the gene CDK17, whose product is annotated as cyclin-dependent kinase 17. The record is from RefSeq and is a predicted model, not a curated record. NCBI's taxonomy places the organism in Eukaryota, Metazoa, Chordata, Mammalia, Macroscelidea, Macroscelididae. Gene Ontology annotation, cellular component: cytoplasm; nucleus. The transcript has 16 exons. Gene Ontology annotation, biological process: protein phosphorylation. Gene Ontology annotation, molecular function: protein kinase activity; ATP binding. The coding region runs from base 30 to 1601 and encodes 523 amino acids.
GAAUUUCCAAGCCACAUUAAAUUGGUAAAAUGAAAAAAUUUAAGAGAAGGCUAUCCCUCACACUUCGAGGAAGCCAAACUAUUGAUGAAUCAUUAUCUGAAUUGGCUGAACAAAUGACUAUUGAAGAAAGCAGCAGCAAGGAUAAUGAACCUAUUGUGAAGAAUGGCAGGCCUCCAACAUCUCACAGUAUGCAUUCCUUCCUUCAUCAGUACACAGGGUCUUUUAAGAAGCCACCAUUGCGGAGACCACACAGUGUAAUUGGAGGAAGCCUUGGCUCCUUCAUGGCAAUGCCCAGAAAUGGAAGCAGAUUAGAUAUUGUUCAUGAAAAUUUAAAAAUGGGAUCAGAUGGUGAGAGUGACCAAGCUUCUGGGACAUCGUCUGAUGAAGUCCAGUCCCCUACAGGUGUUUGUCUUAGAAAUCGUAUACACCGACGGAUCUCAAUGGAGGAUUUGAAUAAGCGAUUAUCAUUGCCUGCUGAUAUCAGAAUACCCGAUGGAUAUCUUGAAAAGUUGCAGAUAAACAGUCCACCAUUUGAUCAGCCAAUGAGUCGGCGGUCUCGUAGAGCAUCCUUGUCAGAAAUUGGGUUUGGGAAAAUGGAAACCUAUAUCAAACUGGAAAAGCUUGGAGAAGGUACAUAUGCAACUGUAUACAAAGGCAGAAGUAAAUUAACCGAGAAUUUAGUGGCAUUGAAAGAGAUCCGAUUGGAACAUGAAGAAGGUGCACCCUGCACAGCUAUAAGAGAAGUUUCACUAUUAAAGGAUUUAAAACAUGCAAAUAUAGUUACGUUACAUGACAUCGUUCACACAGAUAAAUCUUUGACUCUGGUCUUUGAGUAUCUGGACAAAGACUUAAAACAGUACAUGGAUGACUGUGGAAAUAUCAUGAGUAUGCACAAUGUAAAGCUGUUUUUAUAUCAAAUAUUACGUGGUUUGGCAUAUUGCCACAGAAGAAAGGUGUUACACCGAGACUUGAAACCACAGAACCUCCUCAUUAAUGAAAAAGGAGAAUUGAAGCUAGCAGAUUUUGGACUAGCGAGAGCCAAGUCAGUUCCCACAAAGACCUACUCAAAUGAAGUUGUCACAUUGUGGUACCGGCCUCCUGAUGUUCUGCUUGGUUCCUCGGAAUACUCAACACAGAUUGACAUGUGGGGUGUUGGUUGCAUUUUCUUUGAAAUGGCUUCUGGAAGACCUCUGUUUCCAGGAUCAACUGUGGAAGAUGAAUUGCACUUAAUUUUUCGACUGCUAGGAACUCCAUCUCAGGAAACGUGGCCGGGUGUUUCUUCAAAUGAUGAGUUCAAGAACUACAACUUUCCAAAAUAUAAACCACAGCCUCUAAUUAACCAUGCACCUAGGUUGGACUCUGAAGGAAUUGAGUUGAUAACGAAAUUUCUUCAAUAUGAAUCUAAGAAAAGAGUUUCAGCAGAAGAGGCCAUGAAGCAUGUGUAUUUUAGAAGUCUGGGACCAAGAAUACACGCUUUAUCUGAAAGUGUUUCAAUAUUCAGUUUGAAAGAAAUUCAGUUGCAAAAGGACCCGGGUUUUCGAAAUUCUUCUUAUCCAGAGACAGGACAUGGGAAGAACAGAAGACAGAGCAUGCUCUUUUAAAUCUGAUAACAUGGUUUCAAGCCCAGCCUUUCUUACCAAUCAAGGACUCGGACCUGAAGGCAAUUAUUUCUUUUGGUGGACUUGGAAUCU